Eimeria maxima is the source of this 444-nucleotide messenger RNA. Its product is annotated as crooked neck-like protein 1, putative. The record is from RefSeq and is a predicted model, not a curated record. Lineage: Eukaryota; Apicomplexa; Conoidasida; Eucoccidiorida; Eimeriidae. The transcript is spliced from 4 exons. Gene Ontology annotation, molecular function: protein binding. The coding region runs from base 1 to 444 and encodes 147 amino acids. Gene Ontology annotation, biological process: RNA processing.
AUGGAGAUAAAAUGGGGAGCAUUUGAUCGUGCUCGUUCUUUAUACGAAAGAUUAUUAGAUAAGACACAACAUGUUAAUGCAUUUAAAGGAUAUUCUAAUUUUGAAUGGAAAAAAGCUGAACAACCAGAUAGAGCUAGACAGGUAUUAAAUAGAGGACUUGACGUAUGCAAGGCUAACGGAUGGGACGAAGAUCGUGCUGCAUUGUUGGAGCAUUGGUUACAAUUAGAAAGAGAAAAUGGUGAUCAACAAUCCAUUCAAAGAGUAUUCCGUCUUCUUCCUAAGAAAAUAAAGAAAAGAAAAACACAAAAAAAUGCUAAUGGUGUAGAGGAAGUCACAGAAACACUUACUUAUGUAUUCCCUGAUGAUGAAGGAUCUGCUGCAAAUCUUAAAAUCCUUCAAGCAGCAAAGAUGUGGAAGAAACGUCAACUCGAAGGACAAGUAUAA